GCUAAAAUGGCGGCUCAGGCAGCUGCAGCGGCCCAAGCGGCUGCGGCCCAGGCAGCGCAGGCCGAGGCGGCCGAGUCGUGGUAUCUGGCUCUUCUGGGCUUCGCCGAGCACUUCCGCACUUCCAGUCCGCCCAAGAUCCGCCUGUGUGUACACUGCCUGCAGGCCGUGUUCCCUUUCAAGCCCCCGCAGCGCAUCGAGGCCCGCACGCACCUGCAGCUGGGCUCUGUACUCUACCACCACACCAAGAACAGUGAGCAGGCACGCAGCCACCUGGAGAAGGCGUGGUUGAUAUCACAGCAAAUCCCGCAGUUUGAAGAUGUUAAAUUUGAAGCAGCAAGUUUGUUAUCUGAAUUAUAUUGUCAAGAGAAUUCUGUUGAUGCAGCAAAGCCACUGCUGCGGAAAGCAAUCCAGAUCUCUCAGCAGACCCCAUACUGGCACUGCCGUCUGCUCUUCCAGCUUGCACAACUGCACACGCUUGAGAAAGACCUGGUGUCAGCCUGUGACCUCCUGGGCGUGGGAGCAGAGUAUGCCCGGGUGGUGGGAUCUGAGUACACACGGGCGCUGUUCCUCCUCAGCAAGGGGAUGUUGUUGCUGAUGGAGCACAAGCUGCAGGAAGUCCACCCACUGCUGACCCUCUGUGGACAGAUGGUGGACAACUGGCAGGGGAACCCCAUCCAGAAGGAGUCGCUGCGUGUCUUCUUCCUAGUGCUCCAAGUGACCCACUAUCUGGAUGCAGGACAGGCGAAGAGUGUGAAGCCGUGCCUGAAGCAGCUGCAGCAGUGCAUCCAGACCAUCUCCACGCUGCAUGAUGAUGAGAUUCUGCCUAGCAACCCCACUGACCUCUUCCAUUGGCUGCCCAAGGAGCACAUGUGUGUGCUUGUCUACUUGGUAACCGUGAUGCACUCCAUGCAGGCUGGCUACCUGGAGAAGGCACAGAAGUACACUGACAAGGCCCUCAUGCAGCUGGAGAAGCUCAAGAUGCUUGACUGCAGCCCCAUUCUGUCCUCCUUCUAAGUGAUCCUUCUGGAGCACAUCAUCAUGUGCCGGCUCGUCACAGGGCACAAGGCCACAGCACUACAAGAGAUCUCCCAGGUCUGCCAGCUGUGCCAGCAGUCUCCCCUGCUCUUCUCCAACCACGCAGCACAGCUGCACACACUGCUGGGCCUGUAUUGUGUCUCUGUCAACUGCAUGGACAACGCAGAAGCCCAGUUCACCACAGCCCUGCGGCUCACGAACCACCAAGAGCUGUGGGCCUUCAUCGUGACCAACCUGGCAAGUGUGUAUAUACGGGAAGGAAAUAGACACCAAGAGUUGUAUAGUUUGUUGGAGAGGAUAAACCCAGACCACAGUUUCCCUGUCAGCUCACAUUGCCUCCGAGCAGCGGCUUUCUACGUUCGAGGACUCUUCUCUUUCUUCCAGGGACGCUACAAUGAAGCCAAACGAUUUCUACGAGAAACUCUGAAGAUGUCCAAUGCGGAGGACCUAAACUGGCUCACAGUCUGCUCCCUCGUUCUCCUGGGCCACAUCUAUGUGCUAGGGAACCACAGGGAGAGUAAUAACAUGGUGGUGCCUGCCAUGCAACUGGCCAGCAAGAUUCCAGACAUGUCAGUGCAGUUGUGGUCAUCGGCCUUGCUGAGAGACCUGAAUAAGGCCUGUGGAAACGCCAUGGAUGCCCACGAAGCUGCCCAGAUGCAUCAGAACUUCUCGCAGCAGCUGCUCCAAGACCACAUCGAGGCCUGCAGCCUUCCCGAACACAACCUCAUCACGUGGACAGAUGGCCCACCCCCAGUGCAGUUUCAAGCUCAGAAUGGACCAAACACCAGCCUUGCCAGUCUCCUAUGAGGAUCCCGGAAGGGCUACCCAGCAUCUCAAGGCCUUACAUGUCUCCAUCUUCUACCCAGAUGGCACUUGAGCCUUGAGCUUUCCCCAAAAGUGUGCUUCCUUUCCUCCUGUCCCUAGAACUUCCAAGUCCUGGGGAGUGUGUGAGCCCAGUUCCUGCCCUCCCUGGAGGGUGCAGCUGGCCAUUCCCACCUUGUGCCAAGACCCUGGUGCAGAGGCCUACAGGUGGGACAUUGGAGCUGACUCUCCAGAGCCAUCCUUUGAAGUGAACUUCACCUGUCAGUCCACUUCCACGUCUGAGUCACACCUGCCAGGGCGCUUGUCUGGGGUACAGGCCUCAUCCUGUGUGCCAGGUGGGCCAUACCUCAGGGCCAUCAUCCCCUGACUCCCAUUACCUGGGCCUUGAUGCAAGGCAAGGGCCAGCAUGUUUCCUCUACUCAAAGCAGUUUCCAGAGUAUAAAGGCAAGACACCAGUUUCUGGCCCAAAUCUAGAAAAAAAGAAGUGAUGGCCCACAUGUGGGACAAAGCUGACAUCCCAGCACUUUUCCCAGCUUGCCUUUCUCUCCAGUACCAGAACCUCUGGUCAGGGGCCCUUGGGGAUGGAUGAACUCAUCUUCUAAACAUCUGCUCCUUGACUGGAUUCACUAUCCUGCCAUGGGAGGUUGUGUGAUUAUAAAUACCAGUAUUGGGGGGAUGUGAGGUUAAUAGAGCUGAGACCAAUUAUUUGUGCCAGCCACCUCCCCCCAUCGUGUGGCUGCUGAGGGCAAGCAGCAGUAAGAGAAGGGCAUCUUGCCCAAAUUUAAGAUCAUCUCCUCACUUGGAUAUAGAGCACAGGCUCCCCUCAGACCUGGAGCAAAGGGGCCUUUUUCCUAGCAGGUCUGCAGCUUCCUGUACAAAGGAUGUCUGUGGGCAGCAGCUCAGGCUCCUUGUCUCCUACCUUCCUCUCAGGAGAGAGGAACACACCUCCUUACCUCCCCUGCUAGGACUCUGGAGGGACAGUGUUAAAACCUAUUCCCCAAGCCAGGCCCCAGGGAGCCUCUAUUGGGCCCAAAGAUCAGUGCUUGGUUUUAUGCUCUUGGAUAAUCAAGAGAGGUGACAGUGGUGUUGGGAAUGGUGGCAGCUAGUAUCAGCAAUCAAGACAUCACCUUCUCCAGCUUCUGGCACCUGGGAACAUCUCCCUACUGCAGGGUGGUGGUGGUGGGAUCUCUCUGGGCAAGGUAGAUAAGUUGUCUCAUGCCUUGUUACCAUGGCACUGUAAAGGCUACUUCUCAGAGUGUUGGUGCCUGUCACUGAAGUGAUGUUAGGCUUGCUCAGGGCUCUGAGGCCUGGGCAUGCCUCAGCCACAAGCAGGCCACCAACAGGUCCCAUUCUCACUGGGCCACUGCCUGGCAUCUAGGUCACCAGGGAGAGCCAGCCCCUGCCCUAUGCUGCCCUGAAACCCUGUCCCCUCAGCCAACACCCCCAGACCCUUGAGGCCAAUAGAAGAGUGUGUGGCCCUGAUUGACAAGCUGUCCCCAUAAGGUCUUCCUCCUGAGCCAUAUCCUCUGCUUGCUCCACCUCGAAGGAGCCCCCAGGUCCUCCCCUCCACCACUGAGAUGGCACCCCUGUAUCUCUACAAUCUACUCCUGUCAGCUUGCACCCCACAGUGUCCAACCUCUCCAGACCCAUAUUAACUCAAUCACAUUGUACAUCAUGUUUGUCUCUGCCUAUUUAUUUAAGCUUUGCUUUGCUUUAUCUAGGGCGUUUUAUAUGUAGAGCAAUUGGAAAAAGAACCUCAGAACUUAACAUUUGUCUCGAUAUUGAAGUGCUUUUUUUGACCACCUUGUUAUCUAUGUAUAUGUAAAGUUAAGGAUGAGAUCUUCAAGUUUACAAUUAAAAACUCAGU
This is a messenger RNA of Nycticebus coucang (slow loris), 3724 nucleotides long. RefSeq names its product MAU2 chromatid cohesion factor homolog. Gene Ontology annotation, cellular component: chromatin; SMC loading complex. NCBI's taxonomy places the organism in Eukaryota, Metazoa, Chordata, Mammalia, Primates, Lorisidae. Gene Ontology annotation, molecular function: protein binding; double-stranded DNA binding. Gene Ontology annotation, biological process: maintenance of mitotic sister chromatid cohesion; mitotic sister chromatid cohesion. The transcript has a single exon. The record is from RefSeq and is a predicted model, not a curated record.